Babesia ovata is the source of this 354-nucleotide messenger RNA. RefSeq lists its product as uncharacterized. Lineage: Eukaryota; Apicomplexa; Aconoidasida; Piroplasmida; Babesiidae. The record is from RefSeq and is a predicted model, not a curated record. The coding region runs from base 1 to 354 and encodes 117 amino acids. The transcript has a single exon.
AUGGAGCAACUCUCUGUUCUCCAAAUCAAAUUGAGGCGUGACCUUGUACGUGUUGAAUUUGAGCAUCGAAUCCGACUCUUCAUCCUUCCUGCACAGUUGUUAUACAGACGCGAACAAAGCCAAACUGACCCUAGAACAACGACUGCCAAGGCUUCGCUGCAGGAAAAGACGCGCUGCGCCUCGAACUCGAAAGCCUUUACAGAGAUGCAGCGCAAGGAGUCCUCCGAAUAUGCUGCGCCAACAUCCCUGUACAAGGCGUUCAGCCGACCUGAUGACUCCAGGACCCAUAGAAAGUCAUCGUCACCGGCCGUGUCUACUACUGCCUCAAAGCCUACGGAGCCCCGGCCUGCUUGA